CGAAACGGACAGCCCGCAGGCUUUGCUUUCCCCGCUGAGGGAAUGGCUCACGCCGGAGCCGCGGGGGGCGGCGAGCCCUGGCCGGGUGCCUCCAGCAGCAAAGAUUACGCAGGAGAAGGAUGCAGCGGCCAGGCAGCGGUGCUGGUGCGAGACGCUCUGUCGCUGGAGGACAUCCUGAGGCUCUACAACCAGCCCAUCAACGAGGAGCAGGCGUGGGCCGUUUGCUACCAAGGCUGCGGCGCCCUCCGCGCUCGGCUUCGCCGCAGGGAGCCCCCGGCCAACAGGGUAGAGAGCCCGGCGGACAUUCGCAUCUGGAAGGAUGGAGCCGUCACCCUGGACACCGACGCCAGCGGCCGGAGCCUGCCAGGAGCAGGUAAACCAGAACAUUCAUGGUGUUCAGAAACCGAGGUGAUAGAAUCCUUGGGUAUUAUUAUUUAUAAAGCACUGGACUAUGGCCUGAAAGAGAACGAAGAGAGAGAGCUAAGCCCUCCCUUGGAACAGCUUAUUGAUCACAUGACUAAUACAGUAGAAGCAGAUGGGAGCAAAGAUGAAGGCUAUGAAGCUCUGGAUGAAGGGAUGGAGGAUGAAAAUGAUAAAGAGGAUGUUGAAGUUAUACAGUCAUAUCGAGAUGUCAUGAAGCUCUGUGCUGCUCAUCUACCAACCAGAUCAGAUGCACCAAAUCAUUAUCAAGCAGUAUGUCGGGCGCUGUUUGCAGAAACUAUGGAGCUGUACACUUUCUUGGCUAGAAUUAAAAGUGCUAAAGAGAAUUUGAAGAAGAUUCAGGAAAUGGAUAGAGAACGGAGUGAUGAAUCCAGCACAGAUCUUGAUGAGUUAAAGAAUGCUGAUUGGGCCCGAUUUUGGGUACAGGUGAUGCGAGACUUACGCAAUGGUGUGAAACUGAAGAAAGUUCAAGAACGUCAGUUCAACCCUCUUCCAAUAGAGUAUCAGCUCACUCCGUAUGAGAUGCUGAUGGAUGAUAUUCGAUCAAAACGCUAUACUUUAAGGAAGGUUAUGGUCAAUGGAGAUAUACCUCCACGAUUAAAAAAGAGUGCCCAUGAAAUAAUAUUGGACUUCAUCCGAUCUCGACCUCCACUAAAUCCAGCUUCUGCAAGAAAACUGAAACCAACCCCACCACGACCACGUAGCCUCCAUGAAAGAAUACUGGAAGAAAUCAAGUCUGAAAGAAAGCUGAGACCGGUCUCUCCUGAUGAGAUCAGGCGUAGCAGACUAGCAAUCCGGCCUCUUAGCAUGUCUUACAGUUUUGACUUGUCAGAUGUAUCUACACCUGAGACCUCGAGAAAAGUGUCAGAAAGCUAUAUACUGAAUGGCACCUUGGCAUCAGAAGCCAAUGUAAACGGCAUUGACCCUGUUCAGUUGACAGUGCAACGGAAGAGACUAUUGAAAGCUCCCACACUGGCUGAACUGGAUAGCUCAGAUUCAGAGGAAGAGACUAUACCCAAGUCAGCUAGUAGCAGUAGUAUAUCUCCAUCUCGAAUGGAAGAUACAUUUCCAGAAACCACUGGGAAAAAGGUGCCUCCAAAAUUCUUGCCAAUAUCAUCCACCCCACAGCCAGAGAGGAGGCAACCACCUCAGAGGCGACACUCCAUUGAAAAGGAAACACCAACUAAUGUACGACAAUUCCUGCCACCUACAAAACAGAGCUCCAGAUCACUAGUUCCCAGGAUAACAAGUUUCUUUCCAAGGAUGACGCUCAAAACACAUUUUUCAACCAUACACACAGCCUCUCAGCUUAGCUCCCAUCUUUUUGAAGUAGCCCUGUUUGGGGUGGUGAGGACUAUAUAUUUUCUGUGUGAGAUGGCUUUUAACAGGCGGAAACCCUCAAAGGAAGAAUUUUGUUACCCAGUGGAAUGCCUAGCUCUCACUGUGGAAGAAGUAAUGCACAUCCGCCAAGUGCUAGUAAAGGCAGAACUAGAGAAGUACCAGCAGUAUAAAGAUGUCUAUACAGCCCUCAAGAAAGGAAAGCUCUGUUUUUGUUGCCGAACGAGGAGGUUUUCCUUCUUCACUUGGUCCUAUACGUGUCAGUUUUGUAAGAGGCCAGUAUGUUCACAUUGUUGUAAAAAGAUGCGCCUGCCAUCAAAGCCAUAUUCCACUCUUCCCAUCUUUUCUCUGGGGCCUUCUGCUUUGCAGAGAGGAGAGAGCUUUAUGAGGCCAGAUAAACCUUCCACAAGCCACCAUCGGUCAUUAAGGGGCAUGCCAAGGUUGUCAUCAAAGUCCAAAUCUGUAGAUAAAGCUGAUGAAGAAGCACUGUUUCCAAAAGAGCUAAUGGAGGACUGGAGCACCAUGGAGGUGUGCGUGGACUGCAAAAAGUUCAUUUCAGAAAUAAUUAAUUCAAGCCGCCGCAGCCUCUCCCUGGCUAACAAGAGAGCCAGGUUAAAAAGGAAAACCCAGUCAUUCUACAUGUCAUCCCCAGGCACCUCGGAGUACUGCCCUUCUGAGAGGACUAUCAAUGAGAUCUGAGCCUUGUGCCUUUCUCUUUGCUUUGUCUUCAUGAGGUCUUGAGAGAACUCACUGAAACCAGCUUGUCUUUCUUUCCUUUGUUCUGACAGUGUACAUUUCCAUUAGGUCACUGGUUUUGCUACUCCUUAAUUCACAGGGAAAAAAUCAGAAAUUAGGCUAUGCAGCAUAUCAGUAAGAAACUUAUUUGCACUGGACGAAAAGAGUUAUAAAUUGUUGCCUUUGUUGUAUGUGUGCAAUGUACAAAGAAAGCCUUUAUUGUGUUUCCCACCCUCAUAUUCAUUCCUUAAUUCAUUUUUUAGAUGAAAGUUAAAUGAAGAACCAUAUCUAAAACAGGUGAUAGUGUUAGUUCAGUUGUAGCUAUUAAACCAUGUUGGAAUUUACUUCCAAUUAAUAUACUUUAUAUUUUAUUUGCUGUGGCGCACAGGCCCACAUUGUACAGUAAAUAAAUGGAAGCUACAGCUCUUAAUACCAAAUGGUAUAGCACAGAGCUUUAAAAAAAUUAAGAUGUGCUGAAUGGCUGAUUGUGCUGAGAAUGGCUGAUCAUAGUCCAAGCUACAGAUGUUACAAUAUCUGGGUUCAAUGAUAUAAUAUUGAAUAAGCUAAAAGACUGAAUAAAUUGCAUUUUCCAUCAGCUGCUGUUAUAAGUCCCAAGAUAAUGGUUAGUGUGUUUCAGUCUAAAUAAUUGUAAUUUCUUCCUAUCUUGAAUGUACUCUGAAUGUUAAUUGUAGUAAUACCUGUAGAUUUUAGAAAUGUGCAAAAUCAUACUCUUUAUGGGGAAGGUGCAAGAUAAAUGCAACUUUUUAAUAUUAGUAAGUUUUUAUAAAUAAGAAGCAUUCUCUGGGUUACAAUCCUGAGAAAGUAGAUAAUAAGUAUAUUUGUAUUAUAGAGGAAAAUAUAUGUACUGCUGUAACUAAGACUGGAAAACAUAUCCAUUAUAGAUCCCAUUUUUUUCAGGGGUUUAUA
This is a messenger RNA of Eublepharis macularius, 3441 nucleotides long. RefSeq names its product spire type actin nucleation factor 1 (gene SPIRE1). Gene Ontology annotation, biological process: polar body extrusion after meiotic divisions; actin filament polymerization; intracellular transport. NCBI's taxonomy places the organism in Eukaryota, Metazoa, Chordata, Lepidosauria, Squamata, Eublepharidae. Gene Ontology annotation, cellular component: cell cortex; cytoplasmic vesicle membrane. Gene Ontology annotation, molecular function: actin binding. The transcript has 18 exons. The record is from RefSeq and is a predicted model, not a curated record. The coding region runs from base 43 to 2478 and encodes 811 amino acids.